Molecule: messenger RNA, 1418 nt
Organism: Manihot esculenta (cassava)
Lineage: Eukaryota; Viridiplantae; Streptophyta; Magnoliopsida; Malpighiales; Euphorbiaceae
Product: vignain
Exons: 4
Coding region: 203-1309 (368 amino acids)
Cellular component (GO): lysosome
Molecular function (GO): cysteine-type endopeptidase activity
Source: RefSeq, a predicted model, not a curated record
GAACUCAAGCUCAAUUUAUUUAUUUAAGGAGCUUAAAUUAAUAUCGAAUUUAGCUUGUUUAAAAAUCAAAUUAAAUCUAAUUGAGAUUUUAUUGACCCGAGAGCCAAACAAUUUGAUUCAUUAGCCAGAACAAUUUGAUUCAUUUACCCCCGAUUUCUGAUGAUCCUCCCUCUUCAGCAUGAGUAUAUAACUUGGAGCACCUAUGCUUCUUCAGCCCUCUGAGUACUUUGCUAUGGAUUCAAGGAAGCUCAUCCUGUUUGCACUUUCUCUAGUGCUGGUGUUGAAGGUGUCUCAGAGUUUUGAUUAUCGGGAUGAGGACCUCACUUCAGAGGAGAGUCUCUGGAACUUGUACGAGAGAUGGAGGAGCCACCACACGGUGUCUCGCAGCCUGACUGAAAAACAUCAGCGUUUCAAUGUGUUCAAGGGAAACUUGAAGCAUAUUCACAAGGUGAACCAGAUGGAUAGACCUUACAAGCUGAGACUGAAUAAGUUUGCUGAUAUGACUAACCAUGAGUUCAUGAAACAUUACGGAGGCUCAAAGGUUAGCCACUACAGGCUACUUCAUGGAUCCCGGCAGCAAACUGGGUUCAGUCAUGAGAACACUGAUGUCCCACCGUCAAUUGAUUGGAGAAAGAAAGGAGCAGUCACCGGCAUCAAGAAUCAAGGCCUUUGCGGUAGCUGUUGGGCAUUUUCAAGUGUAGCUGCAGUGGAAGGUAUAAACAAAAUCAGAACAGGAGAUUUGGUCUCUCUAUCUGAGCAGGAGCUAGUUGACUGCAACUCUGUUAACCAUGGCUGUGAUGGAGGAUUAAUGGAAGAGGCAUUCAGGUUCAUUGAAAAAACUGGUGGCUUAACAACAGAGAAUAACUAUCCUUACUCUGGCAAAGAUGGAUCCUGUGACUCGAACAAGAUGAAUACUCCUAUGGUGACCAUUGAUGGGUACGAAAUGGUACCGGAAAACGAUGAGAACGCAUUGAUGAAAGCUGUCGCUAACCAGCCUGUAGCUAUUGCAAUAGAUGCUGGUGGCAAGGAUUUUCAGUUCUACUCAGAGGGAGUAUUCAGUGGACACUGUGGGACAGAGCUAAACCAUGGGGUGGCACUGGUGGGAUAUGGAGAAACCGUAGAUAGAACAAAGUACUGGAUAGUGAAGAAUUCAUGGGGUUCUGAAUGGGGAGAAAAUGGAUAUGUUAGGAUGCUGAGAGGGAUUGAAGCAGAAGAGGGAUUGUGUGGUAUAACUUUGGAGGCCUCCUACCCUUUGAAGCAGCGUUCCGACUACAAGAAAUCAACUUCCUGGGGAAGGGAUGAACUGUAGUUGAUCAGCAGAAAUUUAAGCCUAGAGAAUGGAUGUAGCAGUCAGAAAGUUUCUUAAAUUAUACUACGACGUUUGAUGUUUCUAGUUUGUGAGUUGAAGUUGGAUUUGU